Oreochromis aureus is the source of this 1063-nucleotide messenger RNA. RefSeq names its product adaptor related protein complex 4 subunit sigma 1 (gene ap4s1). The coding region runs from base 84 to 584 and encodes 166 amino acids. Gene Ontology annotation, biological process: protein transport; vesicle-mediated transport. Lineage: Eukaryota; Metazoa; Chordata; Actinopteri; Cichliformes; Cichlidae. The transcript is spliced from 6 exons. Gene Ontology annotation, cellular component: intracellular membrane-bounded organelle. The record is from RefSeq and is a predicted model, not a curated record.
UCCUGAUGGUCAAGGUGGGAGAACCCAGCCGCAAUGCCUGACGGGACACAUCCAUCCUCCUUUUCCCUUCCUGCUAUCCAAAUAUGGAACCUUCACGGCUCAAGGAAAGGCCAGCAGCCGAUCGGAGAAUGAUCAAGUUCGUGCUAAUGGUAAACCGACAGGGUCAGACCAGGCUGUCCAGGUAUUAUCACUCUGUGGAGCUGAGCAGGAGAGCAGCGCUUGAGGCCGAUGUAGUACGCUACUGCCUGAGCCGCAAGAAAGAUCAGUGUUCCUUUGUGGAGUACAAAGACUUUAAAGUGGUUUACCGCCAGUAUGCUGCUCUGUAUAUCGUGGUGGGCAUCACAGACAGUGAGAAUGAGCUGUCCAUCUACGAGCUGGUUCAUAACUUCGUGGAGGUCUUGGAUAAAUACUUCAGCCGGGUGUCUGUGUAUUUCUCCCUACAGAGUGAACUGGAUAUAAUGUUCAAUCUGGAUCGAGUUCAUAUCAUCCUGGAUGAGAUGAUCCAGAAUGGACACAUUGUGGAAACAAACAAGAGCCGCAUCCUCGCUCCCCUCACCGCCAUUGACAAGAUGGUGGAGAGCUGACAAAAAGAAGAAAGGGAGUCACGGACUGUCCUUCAAGCUCGAGGAAUGGCCCACAGCUUACUGUAUGAAUUUAGAAUCUGGUUAAAGGUACUGAUGUUAAAAAAAAAAAAAAAAAAAACAAAACAAAAAAAAAAACCAACUACUCAGUGCCAACAUGAACUCUGGUCAGUAUAUUAAUACACAUCUGUAUACUGUAUCCAGAUGUUUGAGCUGCACAGCUGAGAGCAGGAAGCCUCCCUCUGAAGUUGGCCAGUUUGAAUUAUUCAGGAGGAAAACUGGUUGUGUGAAUUUAGCGGGAAAUAAAUUACAUUUUUUAAAUUUGUCUUUUGGGGUAUUGGCAGACCACAGGGAUUGUUUUGACUGAGCUGGCCACACAUGUAAAAUAUCUGUAACAAACCAAAAUGUAAAGACAUUUGGCGGUAUUUUUUGUAUAUGUAUAAACCUAAAACAUUAAUAAAAAAAAUAUAUAUAUAAAAAAA